AUAAUCUAUCUAUACGGUCGUCAUCUUUCCAAGAAUCGACAUAAACAAUUAUUAGGAAAUCCUAAGCUUAAAAUACUUAAAUAGUUUCAUGUCUAGAAAUCGUAAUUAGAUAAUAUAAUCGAAUAAUUUCUUAAUUAUCCUUAAACCCGUCUUCCAUUCAAAGAUUCAUUCUCGAGAUAUUCUAUAAAUUCUAAAAUUAUUUGGACCUAAGAUUAGCUUCGUAUAACUACAUAUGUAGAGCAUCGUGAUUAUCGAGCUAUCACGUUGUCAAGCAAACAACCAUCGUCGUUAACUCUCAGGUAGGAAGUAGCAUUCCUACAGUCAUUGGUUCAAGCUGGACACGGGAACUGGCAGAUAUACACUUGGCAAAUCAGAUUUUCAAGAUCUAACAAAAAAUUCAAGAAGCAUUUUAUUUAUAUUUUUCAAGUAAAUAAUUUAGUAGGACUUAUCUUCAGUCUAAAAAAUUACGUUCCAUUUGUAUAUCUUUUAUGGAUUGAUUUAUCCGAAAAGAACGAGGAAAUGAAGACCGAUAAAUAUGAAGACUCAGAAGUGUUGCGCUCACUGUUCGGGAAAAUUAAUCAGUUGGGAAGACGAGUCCCACGCAUGUUGCCAGCCACGAUACGUUUCGGGAAAUUUAAGAAUAUCUUCAUUGAACAGGAAUGUGCCAAACGCUUCCAGAAAAAGAUGCGUUAAGGAAGAACUUCCAGAACCACUGCCAGAGAACCGAUUAGCCUGUUACGAUCAAUUUGCUAUAGCGAAGAAGCUUCAUGCAGAGAAUUUGGAACAUCAACCCCUUCCUGACAAAGUCAACGACUCGGUUUUCAAAGAUGUAAAACCAGAAGAAUGUCGUAAUGGAAUCUCGUCGAAGAAAUGCUGUGAAUGUUGUAAGCAUGAAAUUGAAGAUCGUUUCAUGAGCUUGACUAAGCAUUAUGGACCAGUUUUAGGCUGCAAGGAGCCCAAGACGAAGAUGGAUCUAGCUAUUUGUUGGGAAACUCCAAUAAAUCCAGUUUAUGAACCACCUAGAUCUACUCAUAUCGAUGGGUCAGAAGGUGGACUCGCGCCAGCUAUAUUUUCUCUUGUUCAACAUACUUCUAGACCCACCGCUCAUUCUAGAAUUUCGAGAAACGAGAAAGGUUGUACUUGCCGUCAAUAUCAUUGUAAAUUAGAGGGAGAUUUAGAUUGCUCAAAAAACGGAAAUAAGAAAGGAGAUUAUAAAAGCGUGAAAUGCUGCAGUGAUAGUCUUUGUAAUGGCUUGAAUGGAAUAAAAAUUUCAAAGCAGGUUCAAGUUGAUGAACGACCAACAGCAGGAUAUUUCAGGAAGUGCGUUGCCUGCAAAGACCAGACUAGAAAUACACGUGAAGAUCCUAGAUUGAUUAAAUCAGCCGUCGGAUUGGCAUUGGGUACAGAAAAGGCUGAAAACAAUCAACAAAAAUGCGGAAGCAAGACAGCGAUAUCGAAACUAAAAACGCCUUGUGUUAGAAAGUCUCCUUGCAUCAAUACUUUAGCUCCUCCAUUUAGUGUUGUUAAUGGAUGUAGAGACGCCGACUUUCCAGAACAUUGGAGACUCAUGUCAGUUUAUCAACAGUCGUAUAGGAAUCCGUACAGAAGAAAAAUUUAUCGUUGUUAAUUUGUAUAAAGUGAAUUAUGAUGAAUUUUCU
Messenger RNA from Bombus impatiens (common eastern bumble bee), 1658 nucleotides. RefSeq lists its product as uncharacterized. Lineage: Eukaryota; Metazoa; Arthropoda; Insecta; Hymenoptera; Apidae. The transcript has a single exon. Bases 536 to 1627 code for a protein of 363 amino acids. The record is from RefSeq and is a predicted model, not a curated record.